AACCGGCGCGGGGGAAUGGGGCUUGUGACCGGAGGAGCGGGCAAAGUGCAGGCGGCGGGGGGCUGCCGGCCCCGAGUGCGCAGCGACGCCCCCCGGGGGAGGCUGGGGCUGUGCAGCGCCCCCGGGAGGCACCGGCUGCGCCACCCCGGUGUGCGGCCGCGGGCAGGGUUGGGGGCUGCUGGGCGGACCUGCCCCCCUCCAGCAGCAGCAGCAGCCGGAGCUGUGAGGCGGGGGUGGGGGGCAGCCGGAGGGUCCCGGCUCCAUCCCUCGAGGGGGGAAGACUUGGGAGACCCCGUGCUGACAGGGCAGGCAGCCCCCGCCGGCGGGUCCGGGCGGCUCUGCCCGCUUCCUCCGAAGGGCCCAGCCCAGAAACUAGUCUUCAACAGAGUGAACGGCAAGAGGCCGCAGGUGCUGCUGCAGCAGGUCUCGGCUCCCGAGGAGUGCUACACGCUGGCCCAUGAGGAGAACGUCCGCUUUGUCUAUGAAGCCUGGCAGCAGGUAGAGCAGCAGCUGGAUGGCAGCCGGAGUGGGGAGAGCGCCUGUGGCCCCGUGCAGUAUGUAGAGAAAACCCCCAACCCUGAACUGAUGAAAAACUUUGUUCCCAUUGACCUGGAGGAGUGGUGGGCACAGCAAUUUCUAGCCAAAAUUGAAAAUUGCACAUAAAAGGGAAGAAAGGUUUGGGUUUGUUUUUUUUUUUUUGUUUUUUUUAAGAGAAACAAAUCUGAGACCAUCUGGUCAGAGCCCAGAAUUGGUGGGAUUUUAGAACCACGUUUUUAAAAGAUGACCGAAAUCAAGUGACCCACGCUGCCAGCCCAGCGAGGCCAGUGGGACUGGACCACAGCCCUGCCCAGCUGGGCACCCACUCCCUGCGCCCAGCGUGGAGGAGCAGCGUGUGGCCCCAGCCAGGAUUCCUUAAGUGCCAGUUCUUGGACUGCUGCAGCGCCUGCAGCCUCCAGCUCCCAGGGACACUGUGGUGCCAUGCUGGGGAUGAGGGAGCAGAUUCCCCUGGUGCGGCUGUAGCCACGGGGAGGACAGCGAGGUGCUGUAGCAGGACUGCCAGACAAUAAAGCGUUCAAACUGCCA
Messenger RNA from Falco peregrinus (peregrine falcon), 1083 nucleotides. RefSeq names its product MAPK regulated corepressor interacting protein 2 (gene MCRIP2). NCBI's taxonomy places the organism in Eukaryota, Metazoa, Chordata, Aves, Falconiformes, Falconidae. The record is from RefSeq and is a predicted model, not a curated record. The coding region runs from base 16 to 663 and encodes 215 amino acids. The transcript has 4 exons.